UUUUAUUUUAGGAGAAACCGGCGGAAAGAUAGAGAAGAGGCCACAAACGAUGAUAACGAAGGUACCGGAGGGUGAUGAUUUUCUAAAACCAUGCAACCACCAGUUGGAUCGUGAUACUGAGACUCCGAAAGUGAAGGCUAAUUUGAAUCACUUACGCAUGGAUAUUGCUUUUGAAAAAGAGUUUAUGAAGAGUUUUUCAAGUAAUGUUGUUCCGCCCAAUGACAUUGGUGUUAAUUUUGAUGACAUUGGUGCACUUCAGAAUGUUAAAGACGAGUUAAAGGAAUUGGUAACUAUUCCUUUUAAACGGCCUGAACUCUCUUGCAAGAGGAAAUUAACAGAGGUUUGUAAAGGAAUUCUCUUGUAUGGACCUCCUGGAACCGGAAAGACUAUACUUGCAAAGGCAGUGGCAAUGGAAGCUGGUGCUUACUUCAUCAACUUCUCAAUGUCAAGCAUCCCACCUAAGUGGUUUGGUGAGGCUGACAAGUAUGUCAAAGCUGUCUUUUCAUUGGCCAGUAAAAAAGCUCCUUGCGUUAUCUUUGUGGACGAGGUUGACCGCUUGCUAGGCCAAAGAAGAGAAAACCUGAAGGGACAGCAGGCCACACAGGCCACGCUGGAGAUAAAAAACGCCUUCAUGAAACAUUGGGGCCUUCUAUUGAAAAAGGAGAAGGACUGUGUUCUGGUUCUUGCAGUCACAAAUCGACCUUUUGACCUUGAAGAGACUGUCAUUGGACAGUUUUCCCAUAGGUUGCUGGUGGGAUUACCAGAUGUUCAGAGUAGAGCACAGAUACUGAGGGUUAUACUGAAAUAUAAAGAUCUUGAUGGAGUUGCUUGUAUGGCUGAUGGAUAUUCUGGAAGCGAUCUAAAGAAUCUAUGUAUUAAAGCUUCCCUCCGUCCAAUCAUGGAAUUAUAUGAGAAGGAUAAAAGUGAGCGAGAUGCUGCUCUGGCUGAAGGUAAAUUUCCUCCAGCUCCGUAUGUAAGUUCUGAUGUCCGAGCUUUGAACAUGCAAGAUUUCAGCUACUCAUUUGAGGAGGUGUGCUCAAGCGUCUCGUCAGAGUCGGUGGGCAUGACGGAGCUUCAACAAUGGAUCGAACGCUACGGUGAAGGUGGUUCUAGAAAGAGGACGCGAGACAGCUGCUUUAUGUAAUACUAGGUGACUAGGUAGAGACCCGCCCAAGGUCUGGAUUUAAAAGUGCUAUUAUAUGAAAUUAAUCAAGGGCGUAUUGUUUUCAGUGGGAGAAGGAAUCACGUGUUAGAGACAACACAGUAAUAAUAAUAUAACAAUACAAUAUGAUGAAUUAUAAGUAUCGAAGCAUUUUUGUA
Raphanus sativus (radish) is the source of this 1320-nucleotide messenger RNA. RefSeq names its product outer mitochondrial transmembrane helix translocase-like. Gene Ontology annotation, molecular function: ATP binding; ATP hydrolysis activity. NCBI's taxonomy places the organism in Eukaryota, Viridiplantae, Streptophyta, Magnoliopsida, Brassicales, Brassicaceae. The transcript has 10 exons. Gene Ontology annotation, cellular component: mitochondrial outer membrane. The coding region runs from base 50 to 1144 and encodes 364 amino acids. The record is from RefSeq and is a predicted model, not a curated record.